GAAACAACAAAAAAGGCGUAAAGCGAAUGCACUCAGAAGAGAGCAAUGCUGACGUCAUACUCCGAACUUGGACUCCUAUACCUUUCCCCCCGAUUUCUAAGAUCUUCCGUUUUCUCUUCUCAUUCGUGAUUCAUUGAUUCAUUGAUUUCUUCACGCGGCUUUCAUGGCAGCCACAACAAUGGCUUCGGCGGCUGGAGCCGUCGUUCUUCUAUACUUUGUUCUCAACCGUAGGUUAGCGGCGGCGUCGAAAGCCGAAGAGGAGGAAAAUGAACACUCAAAAUCGAGCAGAUCGCCGCCGUUAAGGAGAAGAAUCUCGCGGAGACCAGCUCAGGCGCCAGCCACGUGGUUUGAAGCUAUCACGACGCUGUCUGAUACGCUUAGAUAUACUUAUUCUGAGACAUUAGGAAAGUGGCCUAUCGGAGAUUUAGCUUUCGGUAUCAAUUAUCUCAUGAGAAGGCAGGGUAACUUACAAGUUGCAUCUGUAUAUGCUGGAGAAGGUUGUGUCCAACUCAAUGGCCCAGAAAUGGUUGCUGAAUUGAAUUGUUAUUUAAGGUUUUUGACUCUUUGCAUGCUCUUUUCAAAGAAGUCAUUUUCAGUUUUUCUGGAAUCUGCUGGAUAUACUGAUGCAGAUGUUCUUCUUCAAAAGCCUAAAGCAGGACUUCUGAAACCUGCUUUUACAAUCUUACGCGAUGAAGGAUCGAAAUGUUUUAUUCUAUUGAUUCGGGGCACUCAUAGCAUCAAAGAUACUCUAACUGCUGCUACAGGUGCAGUUGUCCCUUUUCACCAUUCGGUCUUAGGUGAUGGUGAGAUUAACAAUCUUGUACUGGGAUAUGCUCAUAGUGGAAUGACUGCAGCUGCACAAUGGAUUGCAAAGAUUAGCAUUCCUUGCUUGUUAAAAGCUCUUGCUGAAUAUCCAGAUUAUAAAGUUAAGAUUGUUGGACAUUCGCUUGGUGGUGGAACUGCUGCACUUUUGACAUACAUUCUUCGUGAAAAGAAUCAGUUUUCACUUACCACUUGUGUCUCGUUUGCCCCAGCUGCAUGUAUGACUUGGAACUUGGCAGAAUCAGGCGAACAAUUCAUCACUACAGUUAUUAAUGGUUCGGAUAUAGUGCCCACAUUCUCAGCAUCUUCUCUUGAUGAUCUUCGGUCUGAGGUUACUGCUUCUUCUUGGUUGAAUGAUUUACGUGCACAAGUUGAAAGGACACGAGUCUUAAACGUUGUUUAUCGAUCAGCUACUGCUUUAGGUUCCCGUCUUCCAUCUAUUGCAAGCGCAAAAGCAAAGGUUGCUGGUGCAAGUGCAUUACUAAGGCCAGUCUCCAGUGGCACACAGGUGGUGAUAAAGCGAGCACAAAACGUGGCUCAAGCCGUGGUGAAAACUCGAUCAUCGUUUUCGGCGUGGUCAUGUAUGGGGGCACGUCGGCGAACAGUAAGCACGGUGGUUUCAAACUCGGAGGGAGAAGAAAUAUCGUCUGCUCUUCUCAUAACCGAACCAACAUCCCAAAUUCUAGAAAGCGAAGAUCUGACCAGAAAUCUAUUACAUAAUAAUAAUAAGCAGCGAGUGUCUUAUUCUUCGAGCGGCGGAUCUGGUCACGAUGACACCGAUGAGGACGAAAACGCCCCUGUGAAUGCAGAAACUAUUGUUGACGCCACUGCUGCUGCUUCGUCAUCGUCGGCUACUGCCAUAGUUGAGAUGACUGAAGGUGAAUACGAGAUAUGGUAUGAAGUGGGAAGUAAACUGGAUGAAAAUAGAAAGGAAUUAGUAGAAGGUGGUGAAGAAAGUAAAACGGAGUCAUCGGUUAGAGUUGAAGAAGAACAGGUGGUGGUGGUGGUGGAGAGUCACCGGUUUUAUCCUCCGGGAAGAAUAAUGCAUAUUGUAUGCGCAUGUGAAGACGGGAAUGGUGGAGAAAGUGGGGGUAAUAUUGGUAUUUACGGAACUCCUAGAGAAUUGUAUAGUAAGAUUAGGCUGUCGAAAACCAUGAUUAAUGAUCAUUACAUGCCUAUGUAUAAGAAGAUGAUAGAAGGAUUGCUCAGAGAUUUAGACAAGAAUGAAGAACAACAAGAACAAGAAAAGGUGAGUUAUGAAGAAGAUAUGAUUUAAGGUAAUAUAGUAUAUAUACAUGAUAUCAUAUUUAUUUGGCUAUUUUUAUUUGAAAAACCAUAGCAAGCAAAUACAUAGUUGUAUAAACCUGCCCUAAUUAUGGGGAGGAAAGCUAUAUAUUGGUAUUAAUUAAUGAA
Messenger RNA from Impatiens glandulifera, 2235 nucleotides. RefSeq lists its product as uncharacterized. Gene Ontology annotation, biological process: lipid catabolic process. The transcript is spliced from 7 exons. NCBI's taxonomy places the organism in Eukaryota, Viridiplantae, Streptophyta, Magnoliopsida, Ericales, Balsaminaceae. The record is from RefSeq and is a predicted model, not a curated record. The coding region runs from base 164 to 2098 and encodes 644 amino acids.